Oncorhynchus kisutch (coho salmon) is the source of this 5448-nucleotide messenger RNA. Its product is annotated as sodium bicarbonate cotransporter 3. Gene Ontology annotation, cellular component: plasma membrane; basolateral plasma membrane; apical plasma membrane. NCBI's taxonomy places the organism in Eukaryota, Metazoa, Chordata, Actinopteri, Salmoniformes, Salmonidae. Gene Ontology annotation, molecular function: solute:inorganic anion antiporter activity; sodium:bicarbonate symporter activity; monoatomic anion transmembrane transporter activity. The record is from RefSeq and is a predicted model, not a curated record. Gene Ontology annotation, biological process: regulation of intracellular pH; monoatomic anion transport; bicarbonate transport. The transcript is spliced from 26 exons. Bases 219 to 3581 code for a protein of 1120 amino acids.
UUUUACCAAUUCUCUAUUUUUGAUGAAAGCACGCAUUUGCUUGUGCACUAACAAGUAUUGCUCAAAUCCAACAAAACAGAAUAUAAAAUACUGAAAUUACACUAUUUCAUGUGUACAACAUCUGCAUCACUAUUAUAGUUUUGCAGUUUUUAAAAGGACGAUUAUUUAGUGUUUUUGGAGCUUUUGUCCAUGUUUUCUGCACGCCCACAUUCUGCCGAAUGAGCCUGAGGAGGUCUAUCGCUGGUCGGGGUCUGGACGAGGAGGCCAUCAUUGACCUCGGGAAGACCAGCUCCACCACCAACACCAACUAUGAGACGGAAGACCUGGAGAGCCACAGGGCGGUCUAUGUCGGGGUCCAUGUGCCGCUGGGCCGGGAGAGCAAACGCAGGCACCACGGCAGAGGCCACAAACACCACCGCAAGAGGAGGGAGCGGGAGGAGGACCGCGAGGAGGAGGACCCCACUUAUGACACACCCUCCCAGCGGGUGCAGUUCAUCCUGGGUACUGAGGAUGAUGAUGUGGAGCACGUCCCCCAUGACCUUUUCACCGAGUUGGACGAGCUGUCUUUCAGGGACGGGAGCGCCACUGAGUGGAAGGAGACCGCCAGGUGGUUGAAGUUUGAGGAGGACGUGGAAGAUGGAGGGGAGCGUUGGAGCAAGCCCUACGUGGCCACCCUGUCUCUACACAGCCUGUUUGAGCUGAGGAGCUGCAUCCUCAACGGCACCGUCAUGCUGGACAUGAGGGCCACCUGUAUAGAGGAGAUUGCAGACAUGUUGAUUGACAGCAUGGUGGCGUCUGGCCAGCUGAAGGAGGAGCUGCGUCAGAAGGUGCGUGAGGCCAUGUUGAAGAGACACCACCACCAGAACGAGAGGAAGCUCAGCAACCGCAUACCGCUGGUGCGAUCAAUCGCAGACAUAGGCAAGAAACAUUCAGACCCGUUCUUGCUUGAGAGAAAUGGGCCACUGAUAUCCACACACUCUGUCCCCAGUAACCUGGAUAGCAGCAGCAAGGCCGGAGACAGGAGGCCCUCCAAAGUUGGGGUGGACACGAACUUCAUGAAGAAGAUUCCUCCGGGCGCUGAGGCGUCCAACGUGCUGGUAGGUGAGGUGGACUUCCUGGAGAAGCCCAUCAUCGCCUUCGUACGCCUGUCUCCCGCCGUCCUCAUCACAGGGCUCACAGAGGUGCCCGUGCCCACCAGAUUUCUGUUCCUGCUACUGGGUCCACACGGGAAAGGCCCUCAGUACCAUGAGAUUGGCAGAUCCAUGGCCACACUGAUGACAGAUGAGAUAUUCCAUGAUGUAGCGUACAAAGCCAAAGACCGGACGGACCUGCUGUCUGGGAUAGAUGAAUUUCUGGACCAGGUGACAGUUCUGCCCCCAGGAGAAUGGGACCCCACGAUACGAAUCGAACCCCCCAAGAACGUCCCAUCGCAGAUGAAGAGGAAGAUACCCUCCCAGCCCAAUGGGUCGGCCUCACUCUCUGGGGAGAUGUUGGAGGAGGAUGAAGGCCACGGAGCUGGGCCCGAGCUGCAGAGAACCGGACGGAUCUUUGGAGGCCUGGUGAUGGAUAUAAAGCGGAAGGCCCCGUUCUACUGGAGUGACAUCCGGGACUCGUUGAACCUGCAGUGUCUGGCCUCCAUCCUGUUCCUCUACUGCGCCUGCAUGUCCCCUGUCAUCACCUUCGGAGGGCUGCUGGGCGAGGCCACAAAGGGCAACAUAAGUGCCAUAGAGUCUCUGUUUGGGGCGUCCCUCACAGGAGUGGCUUUCUCUCUGUUUGCGGGGCAGCCCCUCACUAUCCUGGGCAGCACGGGGCCUGUCCUGGUUUUCGAGAAGAUCCUCUUUAAGUUCUGCAAGGACUACGGCCUGUCCUACCUGUCUCUGAGGACCAGCAUCGGCCUGUGGACGGCCUUCCUCUGCCUGGUCCUGGUGGCCACAGACGCUAGCUCCCUGGUCUGUUACAUCACCCGCUUCACAGAGGAGGCCUUCGCCGCGCUCAUCUGCAUCAUCUUCAUCUACGAGGCCCUGGAGAAGCUCUUCCAGCUGGGGGAACACUACCCCGUCAACAUGCACAACGAGCUGGACAACCUCACACUCUACUCGUGUCAGUGUUCUCCACCGGCCAACGCCUCCGCUCAGAUCUUGCAGACGUGGAACCAGACAGGACACACACCAGACUCUAUCUCCUGGAACAGCCUCAACGUAUCGAUGUGUAACCUGCUCCAUGGAGAGUUUGCUGGUCCUGCCUGUGGUCACCACGGCCCCUACAUCCCAGAUGUCCUCUUCUGGUCCAUCAUCCUCUUUUUCACCACCUUCUUCCUCUCCUCUUUUCUCAAGGAGAUCAAGACCGAGCGAUACUUCCCUACAAAGGUGCGCUCCACCAUCAGUGACUUUGCCGUGUUUCUGACCAUUAUGAUCAUGGUGCUGGUGGACUAUCUAAUGGGCAUCCCCUCUCCUAAACUCAACGUACCCGACCGCUUUGAGCCUACCUCCAAGCAUCGCGGCUGGCUGAUCUCCCCGCUGGGCCCCAACCCCUGGUGGACCCUGCUGGUGGCGGCGCUGCCCGCUCUGCUCUGCACCAUCCUCAUCUUCAUGGACCAGCAGAUCACCGCCGUCAUCAUCAACCGCAAGGAGCACAAGCUCAAAAAAGGCUGUGGCUACCAUCUGGACUUGCUGGUGGUGGCGGUAAUGCUGGGGGUUUGCUCCAUCAUGGGCCUGCCCUGGUUUGUAGCCGCCACCGUGCUCUCCAUCUCUCACGUCAACAGCCUCAAGGUGGAGUCGGGCUGCUCGGCCCCAGGAGAACAGCCCAAGUUCCUGGGCAUCAGAGAGCAGAGAGUCACCGGCUUCAUGAUCUUUGUCCUCAUGGGCUGCUCUGUCUUCAUGACCUCCGCACUCAAGUUCAUUCCUAUGCCAGUGCUAUACGGAGUCUUCCUCUACAUGGGAGUCUCUUCACUCAAAGGCAUUCAAUUCUUUGACCGUAUCAAGUUGUUUGGUAUGCCAGCCAAGCACCAGCCUGACCUGAUCUACCUGCGCUACGUCCCCCUGUGGAAGGUCCAUGUGUUCACCCUGGUGCAGCUCACCUGCCUCAUACUGCUGUGGGUCAUCAAGGCCUCAGCAGCUGCCGUCGUUUUCCCAAUGAUGGUGCUGGCCCUCGUCUUCAUUCGGAAGCUUCUGGACUUUUUCUUUACCAAGAGGGAGCUCAGCUAUCUGGACGACUUGAUGCCCGAGAGCAAGAAGAAGAAAGAGGAUGACAAGAAGAAGAAGGAGAGGGAGAAACGGGAGGCCCAGGCUUUAUUGCUCAUAGAAGAACAGGUGGGCGUGAAUGCUGUGAAGGUCCAUUAUGACGGUGGGAACCUGCUCAAGAUCCCAGUCAAAACUCUCUCAGGGAGCUCAUGUGACCUCGGCAAUGUUAAUAUCUCUGAGGAAAUGGCCAAAAGCGGGGCAUGCAAAGCAGUGGCGAUGAGCGCCGACUUCGGCCCAUCUAUGAAGCGUAGCCAAAGCCAGGAGAAGGUGGCCUGUGUUAGAGUCAAUAUGGACACCACCGAGGCAGGAGGGCAGAGUUCAGCCUUGGAGACGGCCUUGUGAUUGAGGAGACCUUUGUCCCCCUAACCCCACAGAGGGCCACUCUGUUACAGAGAGCAAGGUGAGAGGGUGAGCUAGACCUGGAGCAGAGAAGUCAGACUGGUCUCUGGAGAAGCCCCUUUUGUGCGUCUUCUCGGUCAACAGUUGAGCUCCAGUUACCUCCAGUGGUCCAGUGUAGCUCUGGGGAUCCCGAGUCCCCCUCAGCACACAGAGGACUGACUUCCUUGCAGUGGAGAGCACAUUGCUAGGAUAUAAAUGAACCAGACUGACACUGCCCACCGACCCCCACCAUUUUGGGUCAAACUCCAAUGUGAACCAAUUAUUUCCCACCCAUUGCCACAGCUGCCAAAAGAUGGGGCCACCACUGCCACACUGAUGCGGAAUCUUCUUCGAUUGUCAUGUAUGCGUGAAUUUACUUCAUUUUAAAAGGUAUAUUUUCUCAUCAAAAUUUGAAGCGAUAUUUCACAUCCUGAGACAUUCUGGUCUCUGUCAAAUAAUAUAUUUACUUUAAAUGUACUAUACACAAACCAGCUACACCAGCUCCAGAAGCAUGUCACUCAAGCAAUGAUUCAGGUUGUUAUUUCUGUGAUUUCAACAGUGCAAACUGGUUACAUCAUGACUAGACACUGGUGAUCUAAACUGUUGCAAACCAAAAGAAGAAUGUAGACAUUCAAGCAUCUAUACCCCAUAAUCUUUCUUGGUUGUGAAACAUUGACAGAAAGGUUGGAGUGGCAACCUCUUUUUACUGCCCUUGUACUGUAUCCGUACUGUAUACUCUGCAAGUUGCAUUCUCAGUAUUGAUAUCGCUGCUCAGAUCAAGUUGUUCAGCAAUAAUUUUUUUUCUCACUGUUGUGCUGUUUUUAGUGGAAUUGUGUGCUUUUUAUGUUUUAAUGGACAAAAAACUAAAAAAACUAAUUUAAGGUUAAGGAAGUGAUGAUAUGAAUAUUACAAUAAGCACUUUAGAUUUGUUUGCCAGUAGGAAUUAGUGCACAGGCCCGAAUUGAGUUAAAAACAUUGAAUCUGAAGAUCCACAGAACUGUUGCUGAAAUGUCUAGAAAAAGCAACGACUCAGGAAUCUACAUGAUUUCUGAUUGUGGAAAGUUCUUUACUCUCAUUUGUCUCACUACUCAUACCGUAUUUCAAUAGAAUAGCCUAUUUCUCUAUUGUUGGGACAAUUCUUUUUGAUAAACAUGAAAAAAAACAUCUAAAUUACCGUGCCGUUCAGUUUUCUUCUAAUAGCAAUGAACGUUAUUCUGUGCAGUAAAACUGUAUUGUACAACUUAUGCUGCACUUGUUUUAAUACUUGUCACAUGUAAAAAGUAAGUUCAGUAUUACAGACAUUUCCAAAAAAUUAGCCGUAAAAUGUAUUGCAAUUAUAUAUUUCUAAUUUGCUUAGCACACAUGCUCCUAAUUUAGCAAUAAUAGACAAGUGAUGUGAGUACAAUGCGAUUGUGUGGAGUGAUGGUUCUAUUGAGCUGUCUAGGGGGAGUUUGUCAAACCCCAUCCACUUUGUGUGUCUGCUCUAUUGACUAUGUUAGUGUGUCGCUGAUUAUACAGACAAUAGCUUAUGUGCCUUGUGAAUGCUCUUUGUGUCUUUUAGUCAUACUGUAAUCAAACUUUUCAGGUAGUACAUACACAAACACACAGCAGUAAUGAUCUGAAUGUUUUUGUGAAAAUCAUAUCCUUUUCAACCAAACCGGCAAACUGAACUGAUUAAUAAGUUACAAAUAUUAACUCAUUAUUACUUCAUUGUACCCAUUUUCUGUCAAGAUAUGUACUGUAUGUUUCUAUGUCACAGAUGUAGUGUUUGUUCACAAAUAGGAAGAACUGUAAUGUACUGUAAUCAAAUAGAUUGUUUUAUGCAAUAUCA